This is a messenger RNA of Capsicum annuum, 1344 nucleotides long. Its product is annotated as DNA-directed RNA polymerase III subunit rpc4. The transcript has 10 exons. Gene Ontology annotation, cellular component: RNA polymerase III complex. Gene Ontology annotation, biological process: transcription by RNA polymerase III. The record is from RefSeq and is a predicted model, not a curated record. Gene Ontology annotation, molecular function: DNA binding. NCBI's taxonomy places the organism in Eukaryota, Viridiplantae, Streptophyta, Magnoliopsida, Solanales, Solanaceae. Bases 215 to 1078 code for a protein of 287 amino acids.
UAUAUCAAGGUAAUAAAACAAAAUUAUAUUUAAAAACAGUAAAUAUUAUAAGUUUUUCAACAAAUACAACUAUUUUUAGACGGAGAGAGUAAAUAGAAAGAAAAGAAUUAAGUUUUUAUGUUUUAAAACCCCCCUCCUUAAACCCUACUCUUAGCCGUUGUUUAAAACCUCUCUCCCAUUAACAACAUCUCUAAGUUUACUGCACUCAACUCUCAUGGAUUCUGAUUCUUUGGCUCCCAAAGCACCUAGAAAGGUGAGAUUUGCACCUAAAGGUCCUCCUCGUAGAGCACAGAAAACCGUUCUGCCUAAGCCUGAAAAUGUAGAAGCUGAUAUUGAUGCGGCUAAAGCAGAGGAAUUGAUGAAGCGCUUCAAUGAAGCUUCUACAAAAGUUAAAUCUAAAGUUGAAAAGAAAGGACCUACUCAAGUUGCGUUUGGUUAUGGAGGUUCAUCAUCGUCAGUGAAAUCGUAUGGCCCUUUCAAGGGUCAUAACAAGGUUGCCGGCGCAAUGUCCGAUGGUAGCGUUGGUGGGCAGCGAGUGCAGAAAGAAUACACCGAGCCAUGGGAUUAUUAUACCAACUAUCCUGUAACUCUUCCCGUGAGGAGACCCUAUUCAGGAAAUCCAGAACUUCUUGACGAGGAAGAAUUUGGGGAAGCUUCCCGAAGCUUGACUUACGAUGAAAAUUCCAUAAAACCAGCGAUGGAGCUUGGUCUAAUGGAGGAGAAUCUGGAGGAAAAAAUGUUCUUCGUUCAAUUACCACCUGCCAUGCCAAUGCUGAAGCAAUCAGUUAAAACAGAAGGCAGUGAGAUGGCGCCCAGCGCAAGGCCUUCAAAGGCUAAGGCUUCUAGCUUAAAUGAGUUACCUGCGGGGUUCAUGGGUAAAAUGUUAGUGUACAAGAGCGGUGCUGUUAAGCUGAAGCUUGGUGAAACCCUUUAUAAUGUUUCUCCAGGUAUGGAUUGUUCGUUUGCCCAGGAUGUUGUUGCGGUUAAUACAGAAGAGAAGUAUUGUUCGAACAUCGGGGAGCUCACUAAGCGUGUCAUUAUAACACCAGAUGUGGACUCAAUCUUGGAUUCCAUCUGAUUAUGUUGGUUUACUUGCUAUUUAUUAUGCUCUGGUGAUACAUAUAGCAAUUGUUUUUUUCUUAUUUGAAGUUAGCACACAGCUUUCUAUACACAUAUGCACUUAGUUGGGCCUUUUCAAUGAUGAACCAUUAGCAUAAAUUGACUUGAUCUUAUGGAAUUAUGCAAGAUUCUGUUUUUCGUUGGGCUCAUCUUGAAGUUCCCUCUCUCCUGUAUCACAUUUCUAUUUAUUUAUUUAUUUAUUUAUUUAUUUAUUUGCGCUUUUCA